Closterium sp. Naga37s-1 is the source of this 2037-nucleotide messenger RNA. NCBI's taxonomy places the organism in Eukaryota, Viridiplantae, Streptophyta, Zygnematophyceae, Desmidiales, Closteriaceae. The record is from the annotation of a GenBank genome assembly.
GCGCCCCAAAACUCUUCUCAUUUCACGCUCGGCUGUCUUCUGUUUGACAACUUUCAAGCCAGGCCUCUACCGCUGAUUCGUCUUUCUCUCUUACACUACUCCCUCCUUGCUCCUGCUCUGCUUUUCCCUCCCCCUCCCCUCUCCCCCCCUCUCCUCCCCCCUCUCCCCCCCUCUCCUCCCCCCUCUCCCCCCCUCUCCUCCCCCACCUCCCCCUCCCACCAGUCACUCGCCCAUCGCCUGGUGGAUGCUUUUCAAGGAGCAGCAUUGCUGCUCUGCCACGACCUCUUUUCUCAAUCACCCCCAGCGCUUCUUCUCUCUUCUCCCUCCCACCCCUCCCCCACCUCCCCCUCCCACCAGUCACUCGCCCAUCGCUUGGCGGAUGCCUUUCAAGGCGCAGCACUGCUGCUGUGCCACAGCCUGCUGCUCGCCUCCACCCUCUCCCCGGCUGACACUGCAGCACUACACUCCUACGCAUGCCUGCGCCUUCUCCCUUCCUCCCUCUCCCCCUCCUCCUCCUCCUCUUCCAUCCUUCGCUCCCUCUCCCCCUUCCGCUCCCCUUUCACCUCCUCCUCCUCCGCCUCCUCCUCCCCCUCCUCUCACCGGCCCUCCUCCCCCUCCCCUCGUCGCACCUCCUCCUCUUUCCUCAGCCCCUCACUCACUCCCUCACUCACUCCCUCACUCGCUCCCACCCUACCUCGCUCCUCCUCCACUCCCUCACUCGCCCAUCUCUCCCCUUUCGGCCACACUCCCCUUCUCUCCCCCUCUGCUUGCCCCAACCCCAACCAGCCAUUCCCCCCUUCCCCCUCCGCCUCCACCCCCCCCACCCACUCCUCCCCUUUCCCCCUCCCCUACUCCUCCCCUCCCCUCCCCCUUCGCCCGUCAUCCUGGGCCAAAUCCACGUCAGGCCACUCCCUUUCCACGUCAGCAUGGGGAUUAGAUCCCCAAACCAACACCCCUCUCCCCCCUCUAGUCUACCUUAGGUCUUUGGGGGUAGAGGUGGGGGGAGGAGGGGCGGGGGGAGGGGUGGGGGGAGGGGAACGAGGAGAGGAAGGGGCGAAGGAAAAGGGUGGUGGAAGGGAGGAGGGCGGAGGGGGAUUGGGAGGGGAAGGGGGAGGGGAGAAGGGAGAGGAAGCAGGAGUGGUGGGAGUGCUGCGGGUGUUUUAUGUGAAGGACCUGACAGCCAUGGUGGUGGAACCACUAGCAGCAGCAGCGGGAGGAGCAGCAAGGGAGGGGCAGAGGAGGAAUGAUGAAGCCGGUCCGACAAAUCUGCACCCCGAGCUACUGAGGGAGAUGGAAGCAUUGGAGGCGUCGCUUCAGCGGCACCACAUCAACCCGCAAGCCGCCCACAUUCAGGGCUGCCGCUACCUCUGCACCGACCCGCUUCUCCGCUCCUUCUCCGCUUCCCCGCCCUGCAAAGUCACCACCCUCGCCAAGGAUUCUCUGGCAGUGCUGAAUCAGAUGAGACACGAGGCGGACAGACAGCAGCAAAGGAGGGAGAUGAUGAGGGUGCAGGGGGGAGGAAGGAAGAGAAGGGAUGCGCUCACCGGAAGGGUGGGAAGAGGAGAGAAAGGGUCAAGGGAACAACAUGCAGUGAGCACACAAGGGGACGGCGCAGGGGUGGGAAUUUCUACGGGGGAAGAAAGGGGGAGUGGAGGGACAGAGAUGGAGGGAGCAGCAGGUGGGGCAAGCGAGGGGGAGCAGGGUGUUCCCGGGACCAUGACAGAAGAUGGGGAGAGGAAACGGAUGAGUGAGGAGGAGGGAGGAGAGGGGAGGGCGGGAGAGGCGGGAGGAGGAGAGAGGGAGAGACGAGAGGAAGCAGGGCGAGGGGAGGAGAAGGGGGAGUGGUGUGAGGAGGGGGGUGAGGAGGAAAGUGAGGAAAGUGAGGAGGAGAGUGAGGAGGUGGCAUCAAAGGUGGGAAGAAACGCGUGGGUGGUGGAGAGGAGGAGUGGCGGGCGGCAGCUGGUGGUGGCAGUGGAGAGAGGAUGCGACUCCCUGCUGGGAGCAGAAGAACUCGUGGACAGACUGAAUGCACAGUGA